Molecule: messenger RNA, 1818 nt
Organism: Chaetomium fimeti
Lineage: Eukaryota; Fungi; Ascomycota; Sordariomycetes; Sordariales; Chaetomiaceae
Product: glycosyl hydrolase family 26-domain-containing protein
Exons: 5
Coding region: 110-1537 (475 amino acids)
Biological process (GO): substituted mannan metabolic process
Molecular function (GO): carbohydrate binding; mannan endo-1,4-beta-mannosidase activity
Source: RefSeq, a predicted model, not a curated record
UUGAUGUAUAGAUUUAUGUAAAAGGUGUCCGCACUACUAAUACCUUCCUGGCCCCCGUUUCUGGGAAUUCAGUUCGGUACCGGCAACACUGGAUUGAUUGACAUCCACAAUGGCCAGGGCUCUCAAAUACUUGCUCUACGGAGUCGUUGCCUUCGCCGCGGGCACAAGUGCGGCUCCUUCGUGCCCUGCUCCCGGCGGCGGUGGUGCUAGUCCUCGGACAUUCGAGGCUGAAGAUGCCACUCUGAGCGGAACAACCGUCGACACAGCUCAGACUGGGUUCACUGGCACGGGCUAUGUGACGGGCUUCGAAGAUGCCACCGACAAGUUGACCUUUACCGUCGACAGCGCCACCACCCAGCUGUAUGAUCUCAACAUCCGCGUUGCCGCCAUCUACGGCGAGAAGCGGACCUCGGUGAUCCUCAACGGUGGAGCGAGCAGUGAGGUGCUGUUCCCGGCCGCGGACACAUGGGCCGACAUCGCCGGCGGACAGCUGCUCCUGAACGAGGGCGACAACACAAUCGACAUCGCCACCAACUGGGGAUGGUACCUCAUCGACUCCAUCACGCUCACCCCCUCCGCCCCGCGCCCCGCCCACGACAUCAACCCCACCCUCGUCAACACCGCCGCCAACGCCGACGCCGUCGCCCUCUACGACUACCUGCGCUCCAUCUACGGCAAGCAGAUCCUCUCCGGCCAGCAAGAGCUCUCCUACGCCGACUGGAUCGCGGAGCAGACGGGCAAGACGCCCGCGCUGGUGUCGGUCGACCUGAUGGACUACUCGCCGUCGCGCGUCGAGCGCGGCACCGUGGGCACGGCCGUCGAGGAGGCCAUCACCCACCACGAGCGGGGGGGUAUCGUGUCCGUGUUGUGGCACUGGAAUGCGCCGACCGGGUUGUACGAUACCGAGGAGCAGCGGUGGUGGAGCGGGUUUUAUACUGAGGCGACGGAUUUUGAUGUGGAGGCCGCGUUGGCGUCGACGACGAAUGCUAACUAUACGCUGCUGAUUCGCGAUAUUGAUGCUAUUGCGGUUGAGUUGAAGAGGCUACAGACGGCGGGUGUGCCGGUGCUGUUCCGGCCGCUGCAUGAGGCCGAGGGUGGUUGGUUCUGGUGGGGGGCUAAGGGGCCCGAGCCGGCCAAGAAGCUGUGGGGGAUUCUGUAUGAGCGGUUGACGGUUCACCAUGAGAUCAAUAACUUGAUCUGGGUGUGGAACUCGCUGGCGCCGACGUGGUACCCGGGUGAUGAGACGGUGGAUAUCCUGUCUGCGGAUGUGUAUGCCCAGGGCAAUGGGCCUAUGUCGACGCAGUACAACGAGCUCAUCGAGUUGGGCAAGGACAAGAAGAUGAUCGCCGCUUCAGAAGUUGGCGCAGCGCCGCUCCCGGAUCAGCUGCAGGCUUAUGAGGCACACUGGCUCUGGUUCGCCGUCUGGGGCGACACCUUUAUCAACAAUGCGGACUGGAAUUCGCCGGAGAACUUGAACAAGAUCUACACGAGUGACUACGUCCUUACCUUGGACGAGAUCCAGGGUUGGCGCGGCUGAUGUGGCAGACAUGCUCGGUUAGAGAUUCCCCACGUCGUUCACGGUCUCGGCGUCCCGGCACCUGGCCCGCUUAGUGAUCAAACUUUCCUCUUCCAGGUCGAGAUGAUCGAGGUGUUUUUCCGUGGGAGUCCGCCGUCCGGGAUGCUGUGUGACUGUAUAUAUUACGCAGACCGAGUGUUAAAUCAACAUGAUGCCCUUGGCGAGAUAGAGUUCAUCCUAUUCGUCCCACGACAACUGUCUGCCCCUGCUUGGCACUCCAUGUUCGGGCAACUUACCCAUAC